This is a messenger RNA of Erinaceus europaeus (western European hedgehog), 725 nucleotides long. RefSeq names its product apoptosis regulator BAX-like. The transcript has 6 exons. Gene Ontology annotation, molecular function: channel activity; protein heterodimerization activity; protein homodimerization activity. Gene Ontology annotation, cellular component: mitochondrial outer membrane. Gene Ontology annotation, biological process: release of cytochrome c from mitochondria; intrinsic apoptotic signaling pathway in response to DNA damage; positive regulation of apoptotic process. Lineage: Eukaryota; Metazoa; Chordata; Mammalia; Eulipotyphla; Erinaceidae. The coding region runs from base 32 to 694 and encodes 220 amino acids. The record is from RefSeq and is a predicted model, not a curated record.
CCAGGCCAGCGCGGCGGAGGCGGUGGUGGCGAUGGGGGGCUUCCGGAUGCAGCACGAAGAGGGUGAGGGGUUGGGGGGACCCUAUUCCCUCCUGCGAAGCGGUGGGAGGGGGCACCGCCACUGUCCUGGGCAGAAUCUUCCAGGGCCCACCAGCUCUGAACAGAUCAUGAGGACGGGGUCCCUGCUGCUCCAGGGUUUCAUCCAGGACCGAAUCCAGAGCAUGGGGUGGCAGACGUCCCAGCUGGCCCUGGAUUGGGAGCCCCAGGAUCCCGCCAUCAAGAGGAUGAGCGAAGUCCUCAGACGCAUCGGAGACGAGCUUGACAAUGACGUCAACAUGAAGCGGGUCAUCACGGUGGCCGUGGAGACAGAAACCACCUGGCAGCUCUUCUCCAAAGUGGCCGCGGGCGUGUUUGCCGAUGGCAGGCUCAGCUGGGGCCGGAUCGUCGCCCUGUUCUGCUUCACCACCAAGCUGGUCUUCAAGGCCCUGUGCUCCAACUUACCCGAGAUGAUCAGGACCAUCAUGGACUGGAUGAUGAAAUUCCUUAAAGAACGGCUACUGAACUGGAUCCAGCAGCAGGGCGGCUGGGACGGCCUCCUCUCCUACUACCAGCCUCCCCUGUGGCAGACGGUGACCUUCCUCGUGGCCGGAGCACUCAUCCUGUCCUCUGCCUUCUGGAAGAAGAAGCUGGGCUGAGGGGACUCUGGUCUCUCUGCAUAAGUCGGAU